UGACUGGGCCCUGGGUGUUGGGGGGUGUGCGCAUGCUCCGCGCGCUGGUCGGGCUCUGGGCGGCGACAGCCAGACGCCUCCGCUCCAGUUGCGGGUGAUCUUGGGUCCAGUGGCAAUUGAUGUUGUGUCUGUCGGUAGUCGGCGUGAGGCGGAGCUGGGCCAGCAAGAGGUAGUUGAGUGGAAGUGCAAGGCCGGUAUUUCCCUACCUAGACCGCACGCUUCUCAUGCAGGGAGGGUAAAGCUCAAGAUUUGCUUUGCAGUCACAUUGAUAUGAAAUCUGGAGUCACCUUUGAUAACUUCACCUGGGAAAGAGAGAUGUCUUUCUUAUUAAAAUAAUAUAAGGACAACAAAUGACCAAAGGAAUCAUGCCAAAUUCCACCUCUACAUCUGUUUGUAUCAUCAAGACGUAUUUUUUAAUCCACCAAGACAAAUGACUUGUACAUUAAAGGAAGUGAUUUGUUCAUCAGUAUUUUUGGCAGUUUUAAAGAAAUUUUUUUCAACUUAACUUUAUACAAUUCUCAUAAAAUUUACAUAUAAAAAAUUUUAAGACCUUGUUUAAAAUAGCUUUAUAUGUGAGUGCUUAGAACUUCAGCAUUCACACACAAAUUUUUACUUGUCGAAGUCCUCAAAAAUUUACAUCAGGAAAGAUAUGGACUUGGAAACUUGUAUUAUUGAAACAGAGUACAGUGCAUUUAAGUGGACACGCGAAAGCAUCCUCCAUUUUGUCAUCAGAAACAUCACAUAAAAGCGUACAGUUCUUUGCUUUAAUGCAAACAAAGUUGCUUGAAAAUGCCCUGGACAAAAUUCUUACGGAAACCCGGUGGCAAUCUUGGAAAAGCUUAUCAACCUGGGAGUAUGUUAUCUCUAGCCCCUACCAAAGGCUUGUUAAAUGAACCAGGGCAGAACAGCUGCUUUCUUAAUAGUGCUGUACAGGUUUUAUGGCAACUGGAUAUAUUCCGACGAAGCUUGCGGGUUCUCACUGGACAUAUUUGUCAGGGAGAUGCCUGCAUAUUUUGUGCAUUGAAGACAAUGUUUGCACAGUUUCAACACAGUCGGGAAAAAGCACUUCCCUCGGAUAAUAUAAGGCAUGCUCUUGCAGAAAGCUUCAAAGACGAGCAGCGAUUUCAACUUGGCCUUAUGGAUGAUGCUGCAGAGUGCUUUGAAAAUAUAUUGGAAAGGAUUCAUUUCCACAUUGUGCCAAGCAGAGAUGCAGACAUGUGUACCUCGAGGUCUUGUAUCACUCACCAGAAGUUUGCUAUGACUCUUUAUGAACAGUGUGUGUGUCGUAGCUGUGGAGCAUCAUCAGAUCCUCUGCCUUUUACAGAAUUUGUGCGGUACAUUUCUACCACAGCCCUAUGCAAUGAAGUUGAAAGAAUGGUGGAAAGGCAUGAACGCUUUAAACCUGAAAUGUUUGCAGAAUUGCUACAAGCAGCAAAUACAACAGAUGACUAUAGGAAAUGUCCUAGUAACUGUGGCCAAAAAAUAAAAAUUCGCCGUGUUUUAAUGAAUUGCCCAGAGAUUGUCACAGUUGGUUUAGUCUGGGACUCUGAGCAUUCUGACUUGACUGAAGAUGUUGUUCGGAAUCUGGCAACACACCUUUAUCUUCCUGGGCUUUUUUAUAGAGUUACUGAUGAAAAUGCCAAAAAUAGUGAACUUCACCUUGUUGGUAUGAUCUGCUAUACCAGCCGACAUUAUUGUGCCUUUGCUUUUCAUACAAAGACUUCCAAAUGGGUAUUUUUCGAUGAUGCAAAUGUGAAAGAGAUUGGAACUAGAUGGAAAGAUGUUGUCUCCAAGUGUAUCCGAUGCCACUUUCAGCCACUGCUUUUGUUUUACGCAAACCCAGAUGGCACAGCAGUUUCCACUGAAGAUGCACUCAGGCAGGUUGUCAACUGGUCACAUUACAAGUCUGUUGCAGAAAAUAUGGGAUGUGAAAAGCCCACAGUUUUAAAGUUAGAUCAUUCAAAAGAAAAUGGAUUUGGUGACCAGGCAAAACAGAGAGAAAAUCAGAAAUUUCAAACCAAUACUAUUUCAUCAUUUAACCGGAGCCAUGCUCAGACGAGUGGCGGGAGAGGACCGGUUAAAUUAAGUCAUGUCGAUCAAAGGGAAAAGAUAAAAGACAUUUCCAGAGAAUGUGCUCUAAAAGCUAUUGAACAGAAAAACUUACUUUCUUCACAAAGGAAAGGUUUAGAGAAGGGACAAAGAAAAGAUUUAGGCCGACAUAGCGAAUCGGUUGAAGAAGAUCUUUCACAUUUCCAGUCUGGAUCACCUCCUGCCACAAACGGCUUUAGACAACAUGGGAAUCCACAUCUGUAUCACAGUCAAGGAAAAGGACCAUGUAAACAUGACCGAGUUACCUGCCAGAGUCGAGCUUCUGCACCAAUAAGUUCAAGUAAAUCCCAGGUUCUUAUUGCAGGAGAGAAAGUAACUGGCAAAGUUAGGAGUGACAGUGGCCCUGGAUAUGAUACAGACGGCAGCCAAGAUUCUAGGGAUAAAGGAAGCAGCUGUAAUAGCAGCAGUAAAAGUCGGAACCGAGGUUGGAAACCUAUGAGAGAAACAUUAAAUGUUGACAGUAUUUUUAGUGAAAGUGAAAAGAGACAGCAUAGUCCAAGACAUAAAUCAAACAUCAGUAACAAACCUAAAUGUAGCAAAGAUCAGAGUUUUAAUAAUUGGCCAAAAGAGAAUCCAAAGCAGAAAGGCUUAAUGACCAUCUAUGAAGAUGAAACAAAGCAGGAAAUAGGAAGCAGAAGUUCCCUUGAAUCUAAUGGAAAAGGGGCAGAGAAAAAUAAAGGCCUCGCAGACAGUAAAGUUUACAUUGAUAACUGGCAGAUGCAAAGGACUGAGUCUGGAUACGAAAGCAGUGAUCAUAUCAGUAAUGGAUCUGCUAAUUUGGACUCACCUGUGAUUGACGGAAAUGGCACAGCAGUGGAUAUCAGUGGUGUUAAAGAAACAGUAUUCUUCAGUGACCAGAUUAAGACAAACAACCUGAAACAUGAAGGUGUGGACUGUAACUCUCUUCAGAGCAAAAACCACUUAGAAGGCUUUAGAAAAGAACUCAAGAAUUUGGAAGCAGGCUAUAAAUCUCAUGAGUUCCACCCAGAAUCACAUCUCCAAAUAAAAAAUAAUUUGAUAAAAAGGUCACAUAUUCAUGAAACCAGUGGAAAAUUACUUCCUUCACCCAGUCCACAAACCAAGGACCAUACUGCAAGAGAACAUACCCAUCAGUCAGAUGAACAGAAACUUGAAAAACCAGAUGAAUGCAGAUUUUCUGAGACACUUAAUAUAGAAAAUUCUGAGAGAAGAGGUUUGCCUUUUCAUGGUGAUAACUCUGCUUCUGGGAAGAGAGUGAACAGCAAUGAAAUAGUCUUACCAUCUUCAUUGAGCUCUUCACACAUGAGAAAUAUUGGCUUAAAGCCAGAAAUUGCCCCCCUCUUCCAGCAACAAAGUAUGACGGAACAAUGUUACUCUGAGAACUCUCUGUCCAAAGAACAUACAGUUCAGCCAACCUGCAGAUCUGAUGGGUGUCAGAUGCCAAAACCUUAUUGCCAGAAUCUACCACCCCCUUUGCCACCAAAGAAAUACGCUAUAACUAGUGUGCUACAGUCGGAGAAAAAUGAAUCUACAGCUGAUGUCAAUCUUACAGAGGUGUUUCAAGCUAAUUCUUCUAGUCUUCCAAAGCACAGUUUAAGUAUAGCUUCAGAACCAAAUUUAGAAGUGAGUAUAUAUGUAAAUGAUCAAAGACGGAAAGGAACAUGUCAAGUGAAAGAACGUGUUGAUAACACAUCAGACUACCCAUCCAGCUCUUCAACUAAUGAUGUUCAGGCAAACUCAGGUGCAAUUAGUGAUGCAUUUUGCCAACCAGAACUAGACUCUAGUUCUCCCUGUACAAAUGAGACAAUAUCAUUAACCACCUAUUUUUCAGUUGAUAGCUGCAUGACUGAUACAUAUAGAUUGAAGUAUCAUCAGAGACCUAAGCUGUGUUUUCCAGAAAGCAGCGGCUUUUGUAAUGAUAAUUCACUAUCUCAGAGUGAAAGAGCCGUGGGGCCUGUGUUACAUAAUAGUCUUGGUUCAGGCUACCCUUCUGAGCAAAGAUGUAAACCUAGCAUACACUGUAAUAGAUAAAUGAUGGCCUUGAUAAGCUUGUACUUCUCAGAGGCCAUUUAACUAUAAAAGGAACUUACUGACCAAACCUAGUGAUACUAAAUCAAAACCCAUAGCAUUUUUAAAGUCACCAAUUUAUGUGUGUGUGUAUAAUUUAUAUAAAGUUUUACGCUGAUCAGUUUAUUGGCAUUUUAGAAGUCCCUUUGAAUAGUCUUGGCAUGCCUUGAAAAAUAAAAAACCGGGGUAUAUAACAAUUCAUUUGCUAUAUACUACAGUUGAAUAAAAAAUUUGUCCCUCUGAUGUGUGGCUACUAACCAGUAUUAAAUAAACCAGUACUUGUGUGUAGAUUGUAAACUAUGCUAAUGGAAAAAUACCAAGUGAUACAUAGUUUAUCUAGUCGAAGAACUAUUUGGUUUAUGAAGACGCACUUUCUAAUGGGUAACCAAGAUUGGAGUUUCGCCCAUUUAUUUUUGACUUCUGUGAUAGUCUACUAUGUAUGAUCCCACUAAGUGUCUUAAAAAAAAAAUGACCCUUGAAUUUGAUAGCAUUUGGGGAAAAAAUGCCUUAAGAUUAAGUUUUUAAAUUAAAUUUUCAAAAUCAUAUUGAAUUUAACUUUGCUCCUAGUUAACAUGAAUUAGACCUUUGACUAUUAUGUGUCCAUAAAUACUACUUCAGCUGUGUAAGCUAAAAAGUACUUAAACUUUGUUAUAUUUAUUUAUCUUGUUACAUUUUUUAAAAUUUUAUAUGAAAUGUGAAUGGUCUUUAUUUUGGUUUAUGUUGGGCUGCUAACAACCAGUGUUAAGAAUUAAUCUAGGGCCCUCUUGUUGGCAACGUCACUGUAACUGCCCACUGUGUUUUUCUCUGCUAUAAUCUUGUCAACCCAUUUUACUGAUUUUCACCUUCUUGAAUCUGAAAAUCUAUUUAGGUUUCCAGAUGAAAUUUCUGCCUUUCACAUAGGUUUAAUUUUAAUUAAACCUUUAAUGUUAAUGUUUAAUUUGAGCAUCCUUCCCUUUUUUUUUAUACUCUAAACAAAUAGCAAUUGUAUCUCAACUACUUUCGUGGGGAUGACUUUGUUUAAAAACAAAGAAAUUUUUCAUUAUUAUCAUGACUUUAGGAGUGAAAAUAAGUUACUUUAAUUGCCUUAUUUCAUUAGUUGUCAUUUUAUUUUAUACUAAGCUAAUAAACUAAUGGUAAACUUAGAGUUAGUUUUAAUGUUCACUCCAGAGAAUUGAGAAUCAGAAUUAAAAUUCUCUUUACAUCCCUAAAUGGGUAAAUUUCAUGCAUAUAACAUAUGAUUCAAUAAACUAGUACAUUCCAUAUCUUGGCUGAUUUCAUAAAUUGCAUUAAAAUAUUCUAAAAUGUAAAUGAUUAAAUAUGAACACUUUUAGAUAAAUAGAAAAUAAUUGCUUAUAAAAGUUUAACUCUACCCAGUUAUUAGAUCUUGGCCAAAUUUUAUUUUCUACCUAUAUAGAAGUUUUGACUAGCCUUUUCUAACCAUGAUAGUGGUUAUUUUAUAUUCUUGUUUAGAAAUACUUGAAUACCCACUAAACUAAAUUUUAUUGUUUAAGAAAUCUUAUUUUUAACAUAAUUUUUAGUAUGGAGGUCUGUAAAUAAUGUAAAGUCUGUAAAUUGUAUUUGAAAUGUCAGUGUUUUUAAUUGUUGCUUUUAUAACAUUGUAAAAUACUAGAAAAUGGGCUUCAAAUAUUUCUAAUAGCUUUCAAAAACCUUCUGUGUAGGUUUUUUUUUUUUAAUUUCUGUUUGGUUAAUAUAACUCAGUUGGAAAUGUAUUAUUGAAACAUUUAAACUAAUUUCUGUAUUUAAUAGUUUCCUAAAUUUGUCUUUUCAACUCAGUUGAGUUGCAAACAUCAAACAGAAAUGUCCAGUUUUGCCCAAAAAGUACCGUCCAGGGUGAAACAAACUAGAAACUGACCUUUUGUUUUUAUAACACUCCAAAUACAGAUCGAAUACAUAUUUACUAACUAAUCAUUCACAUGUAAAACUUUUACUUCUAGGGUGCGUAUUUAUUUUUAUACAUCUGGUUAGAAGCUUAUUAUGCCUUUUAAAAUAAUGCACCCAACAAUCAUGUUUAAAAUAUUCAUUUUCAGAAUGUUAUAUAUUCAUGUGAAACCAGUUGCUUCUGGUUCAAAAAAUUUAAGAUAAACUCAUUUUUAAUAUGA
Messenger RNA from Nycticebus coucang (slow loris), 6275 nucleotides. RefSeq names its product ubiquitin specific peptidase 53 (gene USP53). Gene Ontology annotation, biological process: protein deubiquitination; response to auditory stimulus; sensory perception of sound. The transcript has 16 exons. The record is from RefSeq and is a predicted model, not a curated record. Gene Ontology annotation, cellular component: cell-cell junction. The coding region runs from base 790 to 4119 and encodes 1109 amino acids. NCBI's taxonomy places the organism in Eukaryota, Metazoa, Chordata, Mammalia, Primates, Lorisidae. Gene Ontology annotation, molecular function: cysteine-type deubiquitinase activity.